Messenger RNA from Malaya genurostris, 2593 nucleotides. Its product is annotated as facilitated trehalose transporter Tret1-like. The coding region runs from base 684 to 2123 and encodes 479 amino acids. Gene Ontology annotation, biological process: transmembrane transport; carbohydrate transport. Lineage: Eukaryota; Metazoa; Arthropoda; Insecta; Diptera; Culicidae. The record is from RefSeq and is a predicted model, not a curated record. Gene Ontology annotation, cellular component: membrane. The transcript is spliced from 6 exons. Gene Ontology annotation, molecular function: sugar transmembrane transporter activity.
GACGGGCGAUCGGUAAUACUCAGUUGGUGAAGUUAGCAUUUUGGGAGCUCACCUUUGUAUUUCGCACUAGCCGGUUAAGCUACCUUCCAGCAGCGCCUAGUGGCACCGCAGACAGUAGUGCGCGUUGUGAGGCAUAUUUUUUUUUGUUGUUGUUGUUGCGCUGACCGAUUAGGCACUGCUUACUAUACCAGCUGGUGGGAGACCGAUCAUCAUCAUUCGACUGAAGCCCGGUGUCCGAGAAACAUCACGCGCGUAAACUCGAAACAAGAACCCCGGGAUAGGAAGCAGCAGCAGUUCUGUAAACGAAUUUGGAAACAUUCUGUCAAAGGUGGUAAUCGGUUGUGCAUACAAAUUGGAUAUCAUUUCCUGAAGUGGAGCGAAUAAUUUUCGGUUUUGUAAGAAAGUGUCAAUUUCUUGAGUACUGUGAUUUAUUUGUCCAAGACGAUCAUAGACGGAAGUGGGAGCGAUCGAUGAAUGUUAUUUGGUUGAACUAGGAUCGCGAACGAAUCACGUGAAGUGGAAGAUUGUGUACAACCACCGAUAUUGAAGUGAACGAAAAAAUAAGAAAGCUCGAAACGGUGUUUGCCCACGGAAGUAGCAGUGAUUCUGUGGCUUCCCAUCGCGGCUUCGAAUCCCAUCAGCCUAGUGACUAAAGGCUAAGGCGGAAAAACAAUCCCACAACAAUGCCAGAAACUAAGUUGCCAAUUGAGAUCAAAGCCGAUCGAAGGGUAGUAAAUCAGUACUUGGCGGCCAUUUGCGUCAAUAUAAUCUCGCUGUCACAAGGAACUGCCAUCGGAUGGCUGUCACCGUUUCUGCCGCUACUGAUUUCCACCGAUUCGCCACUCAGCACCGGACCAGUAACGGAUAUUCAAGCCACGUGGAUCGCGUCACUGCUAUGCGUUGGAGCCAUCUUUGGAACACUUUUGUUCGGAUGGUCGGCCGAUAAAUUUGGAAGAAAAUUUUCUCUAUGCAUCGCCGCCCUGCCACUAGUCGGUUUCUGGGCGUGCGUUGCAUUCGGUGGAUACGUUGAAAUCCUGUACCUUGGACGGUUGCUGGCCGGCCUUGGAGCUGCUGGAGUGUUCCUACUGGUUCCACUUUAUGUGACGGAGAUUUCGGAAGACAGAAUAAGAGGCUCUCUGGGAACCUUUUUCAUCCUGUUCAUCAACUUGGGAACACUGGUAUCGUUCGUCAUAGGAACCUACUUGUCGUACCACAUCACGUCCUACAUUCUUAUAUUCUUACCGAUCCUGUUUUUACUGUGCUUCAUUCGGUUUCCGGAAACACCACAACACUUGAUUCGAUGUAAUAAAAUUGAGUCGGCUGAAUCGGCGCUGAAAUAUUUACGAGGAUAUACUUCAUCCCCAAAUCAUGUGAUGGCGCUAAAGGAUGAAAUGUCCAAGUUGAUGAGCCAGAUUUCUAUCCGCGGAAAGGACUCUAGCGACGAUUCGUCCAUCAAGUGGGCUGAUUUUGCGCCAUUUGCCACGAAAAAAGCGAUUAUCAUCGGAAUAGUACUCGUCGCACUGAACCAAUUGUCUGGAUGCUUCGCCCUGAUCAACUACACGGCACAAAUCUUCGCCGAUGCUAACACUGGUCUGGAUCCUAACGUUUCUGCCAUGAUAGUCGGUGGGAUUCAAAUUGCCGGGUCGUAUGUGUCCACGCUUGUUGUAGACCGUUGUAGGAGAAAAAUUCUAUACAUUGUAACCACAUUUGGGGCAGCCGUCGGCCUGACAGCGAUGGGAGUUCAUGCCUAUCUUAAAGUGAACGAAUUCGACGUAAGUGUAAUCAGCUGGCUUCCCGUGGCCAGUCUGUCGUUCGUGAUCUUCAUAGCCUCAGUUGGUAUGUUGCCGUUGACGUUUGUGAUUUUGUCGGAAAUUCUCCCACAAAAGCUUCGAAGUUUCGCCGGUUCACUGUGUACCACCUUCCUGUGGGUGGUCAGCUUUAUAGUGGUGAAAUAUUUCCCUGUGAUAGUGGAAGUUCUUGGAAUGCACGGUUGCAUGUGGACCUUUGCCGGAUGCUGUGCAUUUGGAGUGUUCUUCAACGCAUUCUUCAUUCCGGAAACCAGAGGCAAAAGCAUAGAUGAGAUUACGCUGGCAAUGGGUAAUAGAAGUAAAAAUGAAAGUUAAAUUAGUUUAAGCAGGGUAUAUCGUGCAUUUCUCGUAAACGUGCCAUUUUAAGCAAAUCAACAGUAGGUUAUAAAUAUCAGUGCAUUGUUGCAAAAUCAUAUCAUCCAUGAAUUUUGAAUGGUACCGAAAGUGGUUUUAAACUAUCAUGGCUAGUGCAUCCUUUAUUAGAACUCGAUACAGUGAUAACUUUUAAAUAACAGAAUUCAUAGUUUUACAUUUAAUUUCCAAAAAUGUACAGUGAAAUUGCAAACUUUUUACUUCAUUGAGCUUACAGUUAGUGUACGAGUCAUUGUAACAUGGAGUGAAACUGCACUUAGUAGUAACAGUUUUAAGAUGAACACGUAUUAGCAUGAAAUAUGCAAAGAAAAUUUGUGAUUUUGUCUCAUUAUUAUUAUUAGUUAGAAGUUAACUUAUUCAAUUUUAUCAUAAUUUAUGACGAGGCCAAAUCGCAUAGUUCCUGUUUUAUAGUA